CCAUAGGCCAGCUGGCAGGACUGGCGGAGAAUCGCCGGAGGUGGAAAACUCUUGUUGAAAGCCACAUUGGCCCUACGCCUGAAACGUGACAGCUAUGGGACUGGUGAAGUGAGGUGAUAAGGACUUUAAACACGUUGUUAGGAGCUGUGCAAGUUACUAGUAUUCCAGGAUAGAAAGAUUGGAGGUCCCGGGACUGCUAUGGCCAGCGCAGGCACUAUCGUUCUAAACACGUUUUUCAGCUGUCUCAGCGCGGUUACAAUCAUAGGAAACGUCCUAGCUAUCGCUGUCUUCACCAAGGACGGAAAGCUCCGAUCUACAGGCGAUGUGUACAUCCUCAAUUUGGCCGUGGCCGACCUUACGGUGGGGGCGAUCUCCAUGCCCUUUACUAUUGCGGAGAAUGUGAUAGGGCACUGGCCGCUGUCGCAGGCGCUGUGCAAGGCGUGGCUGGUUGUGGACUUCACGGCUUGUUCCGAGUCGGUCCUGUCCAUGGUGCUGAUCAGCUUCGACAGGUAUUUACAGAUCGUCCGGCCUCACAGGCAUCGCGCGAAGACAUUCCGAGUGAAGUUGGCUCUGCUGGCGUGUACGUGGAUCAUUGCUUUCCUCAUGUACGGUCCUGCUAUUCUUCUCUGGGACGUUUUUACAGGAGUUAACCCCAUCCAGACAAACCGAUGUGAGGCGGACUUUCCUCUGAGAAGUGCGGCUUACACUUUUACCAUGUCUUUCAUGGAAUUUGUCGUGCCGCUCGCCCUACUGUCAUACCUGUACUCGCAGGUGUACUGCCACGCCAUCCGCUGGUUCAGACGCCGCCCAAGUUCCGCAGACGGCCGGGGAACCGCCACCGAACUCGGCAAAAUGUUCCACCGCCGACUGGCCGUGAACCUGACCGUGCUACUGUUGGUGUUCUUCGUCUGCUGGUGUCCCUACAUGGUCGGCACGAUGAUUCUGUCCCAGUGUGCUUCGUGUAUAGACUACUACUCUGUCGCUUUCGUGGCGCUGGACUGGUUACUAUGGAGUAAUUCGGCGAUAAAUCCGUUCCUGUACGCCUACUGUUCCCCGCGUUUUAGGGAGAGCGUCACCCGUCUGGUGUCCAAAUGUUGCGGGACACAAACUGCAGGACAUAUUUCACCACAGCCAGUGUAAAAAUUAACACUAA
Molecule: messenger RNA, 1153 nt
Organism: Branchiostoma belcheri (Belcher's lancelet)
Lineage: Eukaryota; Metazoa; Chordata; Leptocardii; Amphioxiformes; Branchiostomatidae
Product: histamine H3 receptor-like
Exons: 3
Coding region: 199-1140 (313 amino acids)
Biological process (GO): chemical synaptic transmission; adenylate cyclase-inhibiting G protein-coupled acetylcholine receptor signaling pathway; G protein-coupled receptor signaling pathway, coupled to cyclic nucleotide second messenger
Cellular component (GO): membrane; dendrite; synapse
Molecular function (GO): G protein-coupled acetylcholine receptor activity; G protein-coupled serotonin receptor activity
Source: RefSeq, a predicted model, not a curated record